This is a messenger RNA of Rhizoctonia solani, 630 nucleotides long. RefSeq names its product Retrotransposon-derived protein PEG10. Lineage: Eukaryota; Fungi; Basidiomycota; Agaricomycetes; Cantharellales; Ceratobasidiaceae. Bases 1 to 630 code for a protein of 209 amino acids. The transcript has a single exon. Gene Ontology annotation, molecular function: zinc ion binding; nucleic acid binding. The record is from RefSeq and is a predicted model, not a curated record.
AUGACUGACAAGGCUGCCAAUUGGGCCCUUCCUAUCAUUGGCACCAUCAUCAAGGGCAAAGGGAACCCCCCAACUACCAUCCCGGCCUUAACGGCCAAAUUCAAAGAGGCAUUUGCCAACCCGGAUGCUAAACGGGCCGCCGCCAGGAAGAUUGCCGCGCUUACUCAGACAACCACCACGUCUGAGUACGUCACCAAGUUCCGCAAUCUCAUGGCGGAACUUGAUUGGAACACUGAGGCGUACAUUGCCCAGUUUACACGCGGUCUUCACUGGAAGGUGAAGGAACUCCUGUCCACUAAGGACAAUAUCCCAGACAAUGAUCUUGAGGCUAUAUUUGCUGCCUCAAUCAAAAUUGAUAACACUUGUUGGGAAAACAAGGAGAACCGCCCCAAGAAGGCACCAACCAAGUCCCCAGUCACCACAACCACCUCCACUACCACCACCAGGGUCCGUUUAUCAGAGGAUCCCAACUAUGUCACCCCGGAGGAAAGGGACCGUUGCCGUGCGUCUGGCCUAUGUGUCAAGUGCGGCCAAAAAGGGCACGGCAUCAAACAAUGCCCCAACGGAUGGAAGGCCACAAUCAAAGAAGUGGCCAAGGUUGCCAAGGAUACCAAGUCGGGAAAAGAUUGA